Molecule: messenger RNA, 932 nt
Organism: Sinocyclocheilus anshuiensis
Lineage: Eukaryota; Metazoa; Chordata; Actinopteri; Cypriniformes; Cyprinidae
Product: 28S ribosomal protein S18b, mitochondrial-like
Exons: 7
Coding region: 43-774 (243 amino acids)
Biological process (GO): mitochondrial translation
Cellular component (GO): mitochondrion; ribosome
Molecular function (GO): structural constituent of ribosome
Source: RefSeq, a predicted model, not a curated record
GACACUUAUCCUCUCAACAACUUCCUUUGCUACAAAGACAAAAUGGCGGCCUCCUUACAACGCAUUGGAAUAGCUAUCUGCCGCACAUUUCCUGUCAUUUUACAACGAAAUAUUCAAACACAGAGAAUUCGUGAUUGGACAAUAACUUCAAGUGCUGCUCCAGGGCUGCGUCUGAAGUUUCGUGCUUUAUCAUCAUCGUCUGCUGAAAACACAGAAUCAGCCGAGACACUGUCUAGAUAUUCAGACAGACCAUGGGAAUACUUAGAAAGUGAAGAGUACAUUGAGCGCUAUGCAUCAAAGCCUGUGUGGUCUAACUACAGAAGGAAUCAUAAGGGGGGCGUCCCUCCUCAAAAGACAAGAAAGACCUGUAUUAGAGGGGAUAAGAUAUGUGGUAACCCUUGUCCCAUCUGUCGUGAUCCAAACAUCAUUGUCCAUUACAAGAAUGUGAAUCUGUUGCAGCAGUUCAUUAGUCCUCAAACAGGAAUUGUGCACGAUCCCACUCGAACCGGUGUGUGCAUGAAACAACAGAAACUACUUAACAAGGCCAUUGAAACCGCUAGAGAUUGUGGUUUACUUGCUGUUCAGUUACCUCAUGUUGAUUACUCUAAAGAGGACUACACAAACACUCAUGGUGCUGUAGCACCAACUCCUGCCCCAUUUUCUCUCAGCUCUGGAGAACUGUGGUAUUCGUGGUAUGGUAGUAUAAAACCAGGUGAGCGAGAACUGGCAAGAGUGAAGCGGAUCUACAAAGACUACCUGAAACCGGAUGUUUGAAUCUUGUUGCAAUAGACCUUAGUCAGAGCAGAUGCCAUGUAUUUUACAUGCAUGAAAACAAGGCAGUGAGGGAUAGAGACUUACUGUCUUUACAAUGUCAUUUUUCAAACUCUUUAUGGCGUUGUCUACUGAAAGCUUUUUGGAAAGACAUUUCAUUA